GACUCCGCGAGUGUCGUCGGUGUCAUGGAGCAGCACAGGGAGGAUGAGCAGAGCCUUCAUCUCAGCCUGGUGAGGCGGGAAGGAUGAGAUGAGGAUCCCGGUCCUUGUGCCCCGGAGCAUCGUUUCGGUGGCAGGGCCCCAAACGCGACCCGCUGUCGGCAUGUGCUGGGGAUGCCGUGGUGGAGUUUCCCAUCGCGGCCGAAGAACGUGACCGUGUGUCACGGGUGUUAUUUAUAGAGCAUCGCUGUGACUAAGGUGGCCUGGUGCCCGUCCCAAGGUGAACACCGGCCGGGAUGACACUGCCGGUGUGCCGGGAUUGAGAGGAAGAUGGGGAAAGGGCUUUACCGAUGUCUUGGUGUUCCGUGGAGCCAGUUGCAUCAGUGCCGGGAGCACAGACCGGACGGAGGAGGGAGCACGCGGAGUGCAGUUGCUUCUUUCUUAUCACGGGAAUAACAUCGGAGGGUUUUUCCUUGUUCUGGAGUGAUACACUGGAAACUUGAAGUCAGGCGCCAUGUGAGCAGAUGAACGCACCUCGGCGUGACUUUUUCUUUCCCCCCCUAUUGCUCUUUUAAAUGAUCCAUGUGUUAACCGGAGGGAAUGUGGACCUGAGUUUCCUGUUUGCUGUGUAAGCAGGGUGUGAAUCAGCAGCUAUUUACCAGUGCUGCUGAGCAGAGCUGCUGACUCACGGGUUGGAGCACAUGCCUCCAGCCCGCCUUGGAAGGGAUCAACCGUGCUUCUUUAAAAGGCUCUCACCGGGAUACCCAUCCCAGACCUUUUGCUCCGCUCGCAGGUACAGCGAGCUCCCAGUGCCUGCCCGGUGGAUGUGUGGAUGGAGAGAAGAGAUUCCAAAGGAUUGGAGCCGCACAAACCGGUGAAAAGCAGGAAGAAAGGGGAACUGAGGAUAACAUGUGUCCCCAUCAAACAGCCUGUUGCCAACACAACGCCCCCGAGGAACUUGGACUCCAGAGCGUUCAUUACCAUCGGAGAUAAAAACUUCGAGGUGGAAGCUGAUGACCUGGUGGCAAUUUCAGAGCUGGGCCGUGGCGCCUAUGGCGUGGUGGAGAAGGUCCGGCACACGCAGAGCGGCACCAUCAUGGCUGUGAAGAGGAUCCGAGCAACUGUAAACACUCAGGAGCAGAAGAGGUUAUUGAUGGACUUAGACAUCUCCAUGAGGACAGUUGACUGCUUCUACACCGUCACCUUCUAUGGAGCCCUCUUCCGUGAGGGGGACGUGUGGAUCUGCAUGGAGCUCAUGGACACUUCCCUUGAUAAGUUCUACAAGAAAGUACUGGAGAAGAAAAAAACAAUCCCUGAAGACAUUUUGGGGAAAAUGGCUGUGUCUAUUGUACGAGCUCUGGAGCAUCUGCACAGUAAACUGUCUGUAAUCCAUAGAGAUGUGAAACCUUCCAACGUGCUGAUCAACAAGGAAGGACACGUGAAAAUGUGUGACUUUGGGAUCAGUGGCUACUUGGUGGACUCUGUUGCAAAGACCAUGGAUGCUGGCUGCAAACCUUACAUGGCUCCAGAAAGAAUAAACCCUGAGCUGAACCAGAAGGGCUACAACGUGAAGUCGGAUGUCUGGAGCCUGGGGAUCACAAUGGUAACUGGGCCAUGCUGGGACCGGCACGCUGCAGGCGUGGGGUUGGGAUGGGGUCUGUGCUGGCUGGGUUCUGUCCCUGCUGUGACCAGCAGCAGCUGGUGGCUUCACCCCUGGGUGGAUGCCCACCAAAUGGGACUAAAUCUUGAGUGUGAUAGGUCAAGGCAUGAAAUGAAUUACCCAGGGCACAGGGUGGAGGUGUGAGCUGGGGUGUGCAACCAGUGUUGCCACCACUGCUGUGGCUGGCAAGCUUGCAAGGAGAUAAUCCAUCUUCUGCCCCUUCUCUUUUCUCCUCUCUUCUUGCAUAUUCCUGCUGGAUCCUGGUGGAUACAUAAAGGCCAUACAUGUUAUUCCCAUGUGGUUCCUUUUUACCUCUCGGCUUGGUUUCACAGAUCUACUUGUGUGCAAUGCCAGCUCCAGAUAGCUCUACUUAGCUGUGAACUAUCUUGCUGUGGAUGGCAGACUCCCAGGGGCAAUAUCUGGAUGACAACUGGCUUAGUUGGGCAUCCAAGAGUCUGGCUUUGAAUUGCUCUGCGCUUCCCCAUGUGCUGGCUGGAGGAGUAUUAAGUGGAGCAGGGUUUGCUGCAGCUGGGUCACAGCCUUCCUCUGUGUU
Molecule: messenger RNA, 2210 nt
Organism: Strigops habroptila (Kakapo)
Lineage: Eukaryota; Metazoa; Chordata; Aves; Psittaciformes; Psittacidae
Product: dual specificity mitogen-activated protein kinase kinase 3-like
Exons: 10
Coding region: 830-1801 (323 amino acids)
Biological process (GO): protein phosphorylation; MAPK cascade
Molecular function (GO): ATP binding; MAP kinase kinase activity
Source: RefSeq, a predicted model, not a curated record